UUACUAUGAUUAGAAUAAAUUUUUAUCAGUCGUAUAAAUUGAACCGGUAAACACUAGACUUGUAUUACAGCAUCCAAUUUACUAUUUCGCCAACAAUAGUUAUUUAAAUGGUAUGUAUUUUUGUGCGUAACAAACUGUCUGUGUCUAAACAAUGGUAAUCCCAUAUUAUUUUGUGCUAUAAAAUAUUAUGCUUACUGAACUGAAAAACUCAGAUCGGUGAAAUUCUGAAAACUUUAUUUCUAUAGGUAUGACAAAAAACUUUUCCUACUUCAUGGCCAAGUAUUUGAGUACCGUUUUCAAUUCUAUCAUUUCAAAACCCAUCGUCACACCGAAAUGUAUGCACAUGUUAUUGAAAAGUAAAUAUAGCUCGAACGUAGAAGAUUGCUACAAUAACGACGACGAUCAUCAAGAGAGAGAUGACUCUGAACAAAAGCAACAACGGUUGUUAAAAAUUGCCAUUAUAGGUGUACCCAAUGCGGGAAAGAGUUCUCUCAUCAAUUCUAUUGUCCAAAGAAAUGUAUGUACCACUAUACAAACGAUUAAAUACAUAAACAUUAAUGCGAAGCUUGUUAUGUUUUACAUUGAAUUUAUUAAGUCAAACGUGUUUUGCAGAUAUGUCCGUUUUCAUGUAAAGUUCACACUACAAGGUCUAGUGCUCGUGCAGUUGAAAGUAUAGGUGAUACACAAUUAGUGUUUUUGGACACUCCUGGUUUAGUAGAUUCUACAGAAAUCAAAAAGUAAUAACCACAAAUAAUUUAUAAAUAAUCUAUUACAAUAGAUCAUUUACAUAACAAUAUUGUUUUAGGUAUAAUCUAGAAAAAACUUUUGCCAAUGACUCAACGAACGCUAUUGACGAAGCUGAUGUUAUUGGUGUUGUACACGACGUUUCCAAUCGAUAUACAAGAAACUAUUUGGAUCCUAAAGUGCUGAGACUUUUACACCUUUAUUCGACCAAAGAUUCAUUUUUAGUAUUAAAUAAAGUAGGUAUUAAUCUUAACUAUAAAAUUGAACUGCGUUAAUACAUAAUAUUAUAACUAUGUCCUUCAGUAACAAAUUUUAUUAAUUUUAUCAAUUUUAUCUUUAUCGUCUCGUGUUAUCCUGAAAAUGUUGAAUAUAUGUCAUAUGCAUAAAUAAAUAAGUAACAAAUUAUAAUUAUUUGGCUACCUAUCUAGUUAUUUAUUUAGAUAUUUAAUUGUUCUUUAUCAAUUCUUUUAAAAAAAGCUUUAAAUUGUAAACACAAGGGAGGGGGGAUGAAAAUGGCAUUGCAAUCUCAAUACACAUACUUCUUAUUUGAAUAUUAUAUUAAACGUGAAUAUAACAAUAUAAGUACUCAUUACAGUUACAAUUCAAAUUGUAAAAACAAUAUGACAUAUGACAGCGACAAAGAUUAGUGACAGGUGUGUGUAACUUUUUUUUUUAUUUAUUUUUAAACAGCUAGUUUACUAUACCACAGUUGAUUUUAAAAAUUAAUACUUUUUAAUAAAUUUACAGAAUUAUUUACUAAAAUUUUUAUAUUUCAGAUAGAUCUUUUGAAAUCAAAAAAACAACUCUUAGAUUUAGCUCGAUUAUUAACAUGUGAUAAAAAUGGGACUUUCAAUAUUCCUGAUCAAUACAUUAUGACAUCUGAAGAGAAUAUAGAUCACAAGUAUUUAAAAAAUCAAGAAAGAAUGUUGGAAAAAAAAGUAAAACACUCUUGUGGUUGGGAUAAAUUUCAAGAUGUAUUCAUGGUAUCUGCAGCUCUUAAUCAUGGUUCAUCAAAUAUUAAGGUCAGUUUUUUAAAAAAACUUGAAUUACUAAUUACAAUUACUGUUUUUACAAAAUUAUAGUAUACAUCUGUGAUUAGGUUUAUUUUUCUUUUGAUUUUCCACUAUUUUUUUCAAAUUUAUAUUGUUUUUUUAUAAAUUUCUAGUUACUUAUUUACUUAUUUUAUCGUAUCGCCAUAUUAAUUCUGGAGACACAAAUUCAUAUUUGUUUUCUUAUUUUGACUGUGUAUACUAUUUAUUACUUUUAGAUUUGGAGCGUAGUGAAGGAUCUAUUGAUUUUACUGUGUAUUUUCUUUUUUCUGUGAAAGGUAAUUUUCUCUAGUUGGUGAGGUCAUUUUUUUGAUUUUCAAUGAGUUUUUGACAUAAUUAGGAAAACCCCAAAAGAAAAGUAAAGGUAAAACGGCAAAUAAUUACAACUCUUCAUGGUGUUACCGUUUUCAUUUUUUUUAUUAUGUUUACAUGAUGUUUUCUACCAGAAAUAUUGCUCAAAUUCAAAAGUGAAAAGAGAUUGAUUUAUUUCUUUUUAACACAUAGCCUCUGACUGAGAAAGUCAUUUUUUGAUAUCUUAAGUAUUUUUCAUAAUAACUGGAAUAAACUAUAAAAGACGAAGUAUUCAAAAAAAAUUUCAAAUUGUGGCACAACGAUUUCAUCCCGGAUUUACCGGAUUUAAUGAUUGAAAAUAAUGUAACAAAUGAAAUUGUUUUAAACUUUGUGUAUUUAUUAUAAUCAUACAUUAAACAUUUUAUUAUUAUUUUACAACACUGAUUAUAAAAGUUUAAAUAUGUAAAUAUUUAUUUUUAUACAUUAUAUAUUUCUUCCGUCUGUGUAUGUGUCACUAACCUCCUAAACGGAUGAACUGAUUUUGAUGAAAUUUUUUGUGUGUGUUUGAAUAAGUCCCUGGAUGGUUAAGAUUAAAAAUUGGACUCGAUAGGUGGUUUUUCAGGAGUGACUGACACAAGGUUAUUGGAAUUUUUAGUACAACAAUCAAAAUAUUUUUGCUAAUUUAUGGGUUAUCUUGGUAAUAUGGAUGAAAUAAAAAAAAGUCUUAAAUUUGGAUGGUAUUUUAGUAUAAAAACUAUAUUUAUUUUUUUUUUAAAUUUGUUGAUAUCAUCAAAAUAACCUGUAAAUCAAUGAAAAUGAUUUAAUAAUUGACGUCCAGUUCUGUCUUCCGUAAUAAUGGCAAAUUGAUGAUGUUAAAACUAAAGAUCUGUAUGAAAAAAAAUGUAUGGAAAAUCUGCGAGAAAAGUUGGAAAUUUGGAUGAUAUUCGGGGGCGUUACCAAUAAAUUAUCGAUUUAUUUUUAUGUACCUAAUAUAUCUUUAUAUAAUAUAUACAUAUAUAUAUAUAUUUAUAUACUAUUAUUUUUUUAUAUAUUUAUAUGGAUUAACAAUCGAAUUAAUAAUUUUAUAUCAAUAUAAAUUGCUAACAAAUACGCACAUAAAGCCAUAAAUGUCUGUGUCGUCUACGAGUGACAAUUAUAAUAUGGUACACACACUCUCCCAACACUGUACCAAGUUCAUAAAAAUCACAUUCAUAACUCCUGAAUCACUAUGCACUCUUAACGAAAUAUUUUGAUUUCCUCGAUUUACGUUGAUUGUUCAUUUAUGCAAUUUAUAUAAUAAUUAAACAUAUAGUUUGUACUACGUCAUUUUUAGUCUUAAUUUUUUUUAUAGUAGAUUAGAUAUUUUCUGUUAUUAUAUGUUUGUUCAUAUCAAAGCCAAUUAUACAAAAAAACUGUGUUAUCGUGAAAAUACUAGCACUGUUAUUUGCCUAGCAUGCACAAUGUGUAUUUUGUUUUUGUUUACACGGUUUCAUAAAAUAAUAAAUUUAUAAUCUGUUUGCUUUAAGUACUUGAUAUAUUUUAAUAAACAACGCAAAGUCAAUUUCUAUUUUAAUUGUACCUGUUGUAUUAUUUUUACCUUAAGCAUUAACAUCUUUUAAAAUUAUGUGGUUUAAUAUAAUACAAAAAUGGUGUAUGGGAUACCUAUUUUGAACAUAAAAAAUUAUACCUCUAAUAAUAAUUUAUCAUUAUAAAGUUUGGUCAGAAAAUGUAUUACUUAUAAAUUAUAAUGCAAGUAUGUCAUUACUCAUUACUAUUAUUUUUGUCUAGGAAUAUUUGUUACAAAAAAGCAAACCAUCUCCGUGGAUUUUUCCAAAAGAUGUGAUAUCUGAUAAAAAGGAUUUUGAAUUGGUACAAAAUAUAAUACAAUCAGCAUUAUUUGACGAUUUGCCCAAUGAAGUUCCAUAUAAUUUACAAAUAGAAAUAGAAUAUUAUGAAGUCUCCCGUGAAGGUAACUUAAUUGUUUUAUAGAUACCUUAUAUACAGUAUAAAAUAUUUCAUAAUAUUGGAAAAAAUUAUAAAUAGGCAAUAUACACAUUGUCGUGUUGGUCGGUUGUGAUACACCAAGGAUUGAAAAGCUAAUAAUGGGCAAAAGAGGCCGACGUAUAAGGAAUAUUGCAAAAGGUUGUGAACAACGUCUCAGAAAUAUGUUUUUGACCGACGUGUUCCUUAAAAUGGUCAUCACUAGUAAAUCAAAGAGUUUGAACAUACCUGAGAACGACAUUCUUAACUAACCUGAGGUGAAAUGUGGAGUGUUUACUUUUUUAUCAUUGUAUACAAUGUGUUUUUGUUGUUUUAUAAACUAAAAAAUUUGAAUAAAAAAUAAUAUAUAAUUAAAAUGGUAUUAUUUAAAAA
This is a messenger RNA of Cinara cedri, 4457 nucleotides long. The record is from the annotation of a GenBank genome assembly. Lineage: Eukaryota; Metazoa; Arthropoda; Insecta; Hemiptera; Aphididae.